Lutra lutra (Eurasian river otter) is the source of this 1587-nucleotide messenger RNA. Its product is annotated as elongation factor 1-alpha 1-like. The record is from RefSeq and is a predicted model, not a curated record. Gene Ontology annotation, molecular function: translation elongation factor activity; GTPase activity; GTP binding. Bases 49 to 1437 code for a protein of 462 amino acids. NCBI's taxonomy places the organism in Eukaryota, Metazoa, Chordata, Mammalia, Carnivora, Mustelidae. Gene Ontology annotation, biological process: translation; translational elongation. The transcript has a single exon.
GCCGCCAGAAACAGGUGUCGUGAAAACCACCGCUCAACCUAAGCCAGAAUGGGGAAGGAAAAGACUCAUAUCAACAUUGUUGUCAUCGGACACGUAGAUUCGGGCAAGUCUACCACUACUGGUCAUCUGAUCUACAAAUGUGGUGGGAUCGACAAAAGAACUAUCGAAAAAUUCGAGAAGGAGGCUGCUGAGAUGGGAAAAGGCUCCUUCAAGUAUGCCUGGGUCUUGGAUAAACUGAAAGCUGAACGUGAACGUGGUAUCACCAUUGAUAUCUCCCUGUGGAAAUUCGAGACCAGCAAGUAUUACGUGACCAUCAUCGAUGCUCCAGGACACAGAGACUUUAUAAAAAACAUGAUUACAGGCACAUCUCAGGCUGAUUGUGCUGUCCUGAUUGUUGCUGCUGGUGUUGGUGAAUUUGAAGCCGGUAUCUCCAAGAAUGGGCAGACCCGUGAGCAUGCCCUUCUGGCUUACACACUGGGUGUAAAACAACUAAUUGUUGGUGUUAACAAAAUGGAUUCCACUGAGCCACCCUACAGCCAGAAGAGAUACGAGGAAAUCGUUAAGGAAGUCUGCACCUACAUUAAGAAAAUUGGCUACAACCCCGACACAGUAGCAUUUGUGCCAAUUUCUGGUUGGAAUGGUGACAACAUGCUGGAGCCAAGUGCUAACAUGCCUUGGUUCAAGGGAUGGAAAGUCACCCGUAAAGAUGGGAAUGCCAGUGGAACCACACUGCUUGAAGCUCUGGAUUGCAUUCUGCCACCAACUCGUCCAACUGACAAGCCCUUGCGUCUGCCUCUCCAGGACGUCUACAAAAUUGGUGGUAUUGGCACUGUCCCUGUGGGCCGAGUGGAGACUGGUGUUCUUAAACCUGGCAUGGUGGUCACCUUUGCUCCAGUCAAUGUUACAACUGAAGUCAAGUCUGUUGAAAUGCACCAUGAAGCUUUGAGUGAGGCUCUUCCUGGGGACAAUGUGGGCUUCAAUGUCAAGAACGUAUCUGUCAAAGAUGUUCGUCGUGGCAAUGUGGCUGGUGACAGCAAAAAUGACCCACCAAUGGAAGCAGCUGGCUUCACAGCUCAGGUGAUUAUCCUGAACCAUCCAGGCCAAAUUAGUGCUGGAUAUGCACCUGUGCUGGAUUGUCACACAGCUCACAUUGCUUGCAAGUUUGCUGAGCUGAAGGAGAAGAUAGAUCGUCGUUCUGGAAAAAAGCUGGAAGAUGGUCCCAAGUUCUUGAAAUCUGGUGACGCUGCCAUUGUUGAUAUGGUUCCUGGCAAGCCUAUGUGUGUUGAGAGCUUCUCUGACUAUCCUCCUCUGGGCCGUUUUGCUGUUCGUGACAUGAGACAGACGGUUGCUGUGGGUGUCAUCAAAGCAGUAGACAAGAAGGCAGCUGGAGCUGGCAAGGUCACCAAGUCUGCCCAGAAAGCUCAGAAGGCUAAAUGAAUAUUAUCCCCAAUACCUGCCACCCCAGUCUUAAUCAGUGGUGGAAGAACGGUCUCAGAACUGUUUGUGUCAAUUGGCCAUUUAAGUUUAAUAGUAAAAGACUGGUUAAUGAUAACAAUGCAUCGUAAAACCUUCAGAAGGAAAGGAGAA